This is a messenger RNA of Etheostoma spectabile (orangethroat darter), 2122 nucleotides long. RefSeq names its product venom prothrombin activator nigrarin-D. Gene Ontology annotation, cellular component: extracellular region. Gene Ontology annotation, biological process: proteolysis. Gene Ontology annotation, molecular function: serine-type endopeptidase activity; calcium ion binding. The record is from RefSeq and is a predicted model, not a curated record. Lineage: Eukaryota; Metazoa; Chordata; Actinopteri; Perciformes; Percidae.
AUCUGGACCCGUGUCAGACCAACCCCUGUCAGAACCGGGGCAUCUGCACUCUGGACCGAGGAGACUUCCUGUGUCUCUGUUCCCCGCAGUACCGCGGCAAGACCUGCAGCUCAGAGGUGUCGGAGUGUCGCUACAGAAACGGCGGCUGCGUGCAGUACUGCUCCGACCUGCCGGGGGGGGGCGGCGUUCAGUGUGGCUGCGCCGACGGCUACAAACUGGACGCUGACGGGUACAGCUGCUCCCAGACCGCGGCGUUCCCCUGCGGCCGUCAGCAGUCACAUCGGUCAUCGCCCCGGAGUCGCUCGGACCGAGUCCCCGUCUCCAUGGAGACAGACUUGGACCUAGUCAACGUCACCAUGGAGACAGACUCGGACCUAGUCAACGUCACCAUGGAGACGGACGCUACGGAGACGGAGGACGAUCUGCCGACCGUGAAUCACACGUCUGGACGGAACGGGACGGGGGGGGGGACACCUCGCAUCGUGGGGGGGUCCUGGACAAACUGGGGGGGAGUCCCUGGCAGGUUCUGCUCCGCAGGUCUGAUGGUUAUGGUUUCUGUGGAGGAACUCUGGUCUCCGAUCGUUGGGUCGUCUCUGCUGCUCACUGCCUCGGGAGACUGUAAAUCAUGUGACCAUAGGCAGCGUCCUGAUCCAGGUGAGCAGCUGAUCCGAGUCCAGCAGGUGUUUCUCCAUCCUCACUUCCAUCCCUUCACCUUCGACAGCGACAUCGCUCUGCUGUUAUUGGCCCAGCCCGUUACCCGGGGCAACACCGCCGCCCCCGCCUGCCUGCCCGACCCCCACCUCUCCACCUACCUGCUGCAGGCGGGGACCCGUGGCGUGGUGACGGGUUGGGGGCUCACCCACCACCUGGGCCGGUCCUCCCGCUUCCUCAGGAAGGUGACGCUUCCUGUCGUCAGCUACCCAGAAUGCAUCGCUUCUACUGAACAGGUGAUAACAGACAACAUGUUCUGUGCCGGGUACCUGUCUGUCUCUCAGGACGCCUGCAGCGGAGACAGCGGUGGUCCGUUCCUGGUCAACUACCAGGGGACCUGGUUCCUGACCGGCGUGGUCAGCUGGGGGGAGAAGUGUGCCGCCGUCGGCAAAUUCGGGGUUUAUACCCGUCUGGGCAACUUCCUGUCCUGGAUCAGGGACACCAUGGGACUCCGAGACACCGUGGACACACCGGGGUUCAGGGACACCGUGGACACACCGGGGUUCAGGGACACCGUGGACCCACCGAGGGUCAAGGACGCCGUGGACACACCAGGACUCAGAGACACCGUGGACACACCGGGGUUCAGGGACACCGUGGACCCACCGGGACUCAGGGACACCGUGGACACACCGGGGCUCAGGGACACCGUGGACACACCGAGGGUCAGGGACGCCGUGGACCCACCGGGACUCAGAGACACCGGGGACACACCAGGACUCAGGGACACAGUGGACACACCAGGACUCAGAGACACUCUGGACACACCAGGACUCAGGGACACUUUGGACAAACCAGGGUUCAGGGACACCGUGGACACACCAGGACUCAGGGACACCGUGGAUACACCAGGGUUCAGGGACAACGUGGACACACCAGGACUCAGGGACACUGUGGACAAACCAGGGUUCAGGGACAUAGUGGAAACACCAGGACUCAGAGACACCGUGGACACACCAGGACUCAGGGACACAGUGGAAACACCAGGACUCAGAGACACCGUGGACACACCAGGACUCAGGGACACUUUGGACCUCUAUGUCUGACAAUUUAAAACUGAAAAGAACUGUGAAAAAGAGGCAAAAACAUUUAAAAAAGCAGCAAAAAUGUUGUAAAACCACAUCCAGCUGGACCAGAACACCACGUACACCUGGACCAGAACACCACGUACACCUGGACCAGAACACCACGUACACCUGGACCAGGACCACGUCCACCUAGACCAGGACCACGUCCACCUGGACCAGGACCACGUCCACCUGGACCAGGACCACGUCCACCUGGACCAGAACCCCACGUACACCUGGACCAGAACACCACGUACACCUGGACCAGGACCACGUCCACCUAGACCAGGACCACGUCCACCUGGACCAGGACCACGUCCACCUAGACCAGGACCACGUCCACC